AUGGCCAAACUACAGUCAUGCCUAGUUUUGCUGCAUGCUCUGCUCUGCUUGGCCUGGGGGUUGGACGAUUCUGCCAUCGCAAGGCGCAUCAGAAAUGACAGCAGCGCCCAUAAGGAAGUUCCAAGGACCAGAUCGCUGCAGAGGAGAGACGUCAUUAUCCACGCGGCACCGGGUGACUCGGAGCUGCUCAAGGGCUACCUUCACGACGCCAUCAGGGACUCUGAAGAUGUCAUGUCAAAUAUGAUAUCCCACCUGGAGCUCAUCAUCGACAUGUUCAACGAACACGGAGAUUUGAAACAGGACAAGAGAACAGAGGAAUCGCGUACCUGGGACGAGAACAACGCGUACCUUACUUUCAAGUGUGAGUUUAAUGCUGCGUGGAAUAACGAGCCGGGGAGCUUCCCCCCGAUGGACAUUGUGCUUUCGGAGAAGACGGUAUUCUCCGAUCGCGACCCCUGGGGUCGAAACUACCAACAGGCCUCCCAGAGUUCGGCACCAGGUUAUUUCCUGUUCCGUCGGGACAUGGCGAGGAACGACGGCGUGUGGAUCUACCACGAUGCCUUGUGCGCUUCUCUCGACGCACCAAAUUGGGGCAUACCAAGGUACGAAAACCUGAUGGCGUACGUCGUCGGUUCCAUCCAUGAUGCCGAGAGGCCACUUCGUGAGACGAUGGUAUUUUGCGAUAACCACGUGCUGGACUGGGCCGCGGCGGAUAGUCGCGGAGACGCCGGCGACAGGACGAGCUACAGGGAUCUUCAUGUCCCCAUCGGAGGCGCCAUGGCAAGCCGGACGUCCGGAUCGGCGUUGCGUCUGAUGAGCACCAUCGACCCCAACAAGCAGGCCAACUACUUGGGCGAUUUCUUCCUGACGACCUUUAUCCGUGAGGCGGCAAUGGCCCAGGCGUUUUGUGGCAUCGGAAACACGCUUGGUAUUCAAUCAUGCGAUUUUGGUACGACGAAGAACCUCGCGUGUCUGCAAAUGCUCAGCGGGGGGAUUGUUCGUCAUGACAAGGAACACCUGGUCCGCUUUCGGGAGUCGAUGGACUUUCCUUCGGCCAGGGACGCACACGCAUUUGCCAUGUAUGCGAUGGCCGUGUACGCCAACGCGAUGAACCGGACGCAGAUGGCGCUGCUCUUGUCGGAGGUGGAGCAAGUUGCGGCCAACGUGAUUGUUGCGUCUGCACGCCACGGAUAUGAAAUGCUGGGUACGAUGCUGGUGGACCAUUCGGAUGCUUGCAAGAAGGCUGGGUGGAAUCGCAUCAUUCGGUCCUGUGCUUCCUCGGCAUACUGCGAGCAAGUGUUGAACAGCAUGGGUCAUUCCGUUCCUGCAAUAUUGCUCUCUGGCACUCGGGAGGGCGAGGCCGGGUCGCGGGACUUGAUCACGGCUGGGACGUCCAGGCAUCAGGGUCGGAAUGACUGUCUCCUGGUCCUCGGUAUCGAGAAGCGCUGA
This is a messenger RNA of Drechmeria coniospora, 1449 nucleotides long. RefSeq lists its product as uncharacterized. The coding region runs from base 1 to 1449 and encodes 482 amino acids. The record is from RefSeq and is a predicted model, not a curated record. The transcript has 10 exons. Lineage: Eukaryota; Fungi; Ascomycota; Sordariomycetes; Hypocreales; Ophiocordycipitaceae.